Echinostoma caproni is the source of this 588-nucleotide messenger RNA. Lineage: Eukaryota; Metazoa; Platyhelminthes; Trematoda; Plagiorchiida; Echinostomatidae. The record is from the annotation of a GenBank genome assembly.
AUGCUGGAUUGGGCACCCACGGUGGUUCGGCAAAGAGCCGCACCUGUCAAAAAGAGUGCUGAAGAGGAGAAAAAACAAUUAGAGAAGGUGAAAAAGGAGGCAGAAAUUCAAGCCCGCUAUGAUGUUUGGAAUCGAGGUGUUAAAACAUUGGAAGAAACCAUUCAACAGUUGAAACAACAAGAGUAUGAAAGCUCCAAACCACUGGCACGUUAUGCAGACGAUGCAGAUCUGACCGAGCACCUAAAAACACAGAUACAUGCGGACGAUCCAAUGGCCGAGUAUUUCGUAAAGAAGGCGCAAAAGAAGAAGAAAAAGCAUAAAAAGGACAAACACAAAAAGAGAAAACGUAGUUCGUCUGCCGCGUCUCAGUCUGACCCCGAAUCCAGUGCUUCCUCUGAUAGUGAUGCAGACUCCCGUCCUCAAUAUCAAGGUCCAGAACCUCCACCAAAUCGGUAUGGUAUUCGCCCGGGAUAUCGAUGGGACGGUGUGGAUCGGAGCAACGGGUUCGAGCAGAAAAUUGUCGAUGAGGCCACUCGGCGUCGUGUGGAUCGACAAAUCGCUCAACAAUGGUCCAUGGAGGAUAUGUAA